Clonostachys rhizophaga is the source of this 1260-nucleotide messenger RNA. The record is from the annotation of a GenBank genome assembly. NCBI's taxonomy places the organism in Eukaryota, Fungi, Ascomycota, Sordariomycetes, Hypocreales, Bionectriaceae.
AUGAGGUCUCAAGCUACCUUAGCCCUGGCUGAGUCAACAUCCUCCACAGACUUGGUUCUUAGAGGAACGAUACUCGAAGAAAGUCAAGUUCUUGCUGUUGUCAACGCCUGGGCUGGCAGCCAAAAGGCCUCUGGCAGUCAACUCGUAAGUCGAGAGUACGACAAAGAAAAUUACUAUAACAUUUCGAUACCUCGCAAGACUCAUAGUUCUCAAGGAGAGUCUUCCUCCAAAACACUCGCCGAUAUCGAUGGCCAGUCUGUCCGCAUGCCCAUGAGCCAAUAUGAAUUGAUGACCGCAGCUAAGGACAUCUUGUCUGCUCUCGUACAACUGGAAAGAGAGUGCAUCUUGAUCACACAGACUUCAGGCAAAUUCGCUGGGCCUGAUAAUGGGGUGACUAAGCCCCGACUGAGGGCUAUCGGCUCCGAACGUGAUCGUCUACUAGUCAAGAUUCAUGACCAGCUUGUUGAUAACCCUCACCCGGCGGCCCGUUCUGCGGCAAAGAAAUUGGCGGCGAAGUAUGACAUGACGCGAAUCAGAAGACAGGCCAAAAGAUAUGAUCGGAACAAUGCGCUAGAGAUAACUGAGCUUGAGGUACGGAAGGAGCCACUUCAUGAACCAUGUCCUGAAUUGGAUGAGAUACUCAAGAUGAUAUUUGAAGUCUGGGAGAGACUCAAUAAUUACUUCGACAAAGCACCUGAUGAGCCUAGUUACCCUACUAUUCUGGAUGAACUGUGUCUCGAGUUUCCCCACGCCGUACGGCAUUUAUGUACAACCAUGCCGUGGACGAUUUGGCCAGCUCUGGUAGUACUAUGGGGUGUCUGUUGGAUGUUUAAGCCAUCCGUGACAGAACCCAUGCUCUCUAUUCUUCAGUGUGCUACGCCCCUUCCAAAUCUAGAGCUGGAUUUUGACACCUCGCAAGUGAAGCCCGCAAGUCUUUUUGAUUCUCAGGAUUCGUACCUGCUAGAUUUCGACUCCAAUCCUUCCUGGCUUGAAAGUGAUAGCCUGGGAUAUGGAUAUGAACCUCAGAGGAUUGAUAACUCUGUGCCACAUAGUAGUGAUAUGGGUAACUUAGGGAUGGAGAUUUUCGACCAUGUUGCUGUCUCUGAUGCCGGUUUACUUCAAGAUUCCUCGCCGAACCACGCUCAAGGCUCCAGUCAAGAGAACACAUCGUCCGAAAAUUAUUCUAGUGGUGAAGGAGAGAGCAACGGACCCUCGACUUCUGAAACAUACGAUAGGACACCAAGCCAUCCCUCAAGGUAG